CUAUUAAACGGCAACGCUUCUGCCGAAAGCGUUGAGCCAGAGUCAGAAAGUCAAUUUAGAACGACGAGGUGACAAAAGCGGAAGAGCAAAAUUAGGGUUUCUGAAAAAUCAUUGAAGAAUGAAGAAGAAAAAUCCCAGCAAUAGAGAAGACGAUAGGGAGAAAACCAAUGGCCCAAAAUCAAUGGUGAACAAAAGGAAGAAAAACAUGAAGAGAUUAGGAGGAGCCGCCGGUCUUUCUCUUGAAGCGUUCGUUAAUGCCAAGUCCAACACUUCCUCCUCCUUCUCCAAUCCUGCCCUUAUAAAGAAGCAAAGGGAGUUUUAUAAGAAUGCCAAGUACGUGAGCAAGUUUAAGAAAAAGUUGAAGCAACAACAUCAGCCGAAUGAGCUCCAUUCAGAUGUAAGACCAUCAGAGGCUGAGAAUGAAAAUCGGGAAGGUAGCAAGAUGAUGAAUAAGAAUAAGAGGAGCAAGAAUAGCUUGAAAGAAUUGUAUGAGAAACGGCGUGAAGAGGAAGAGAAGGCAAGGAUCGAAAGAGAGGCAAUUCUAAAAGCAAAGAAGGAAGAAAGAGAAAGGUCUGAGUCCCGUAGAAAAGCUGCGAGGGAGAAGAUGUUCAAGAAGACCCGUCAUGGUCAGCCUGUUAUGAAGUACAGGAUUGAGCAUCUCUUGCAGUUAGUUCAAGGUUCCAAUGGAAAUUCAACUGACAAAAAUCUCUAGUGUAGAGAUGAGCUGACAUGUCUUCUAGUUUUGCCUUGGCCACUUGCACCAUGCUUGCUCCCUUGACUAAACAACUGGUGAAGUUUCGGAGUAUUUAGUGAUAUUGCUUGAGAUGAGAUGAUAGCAGGAAAUUAACUUUAUUCUAAUCGAAUCACAAGGCAAAGUACUCUGUUUACUCAAAA
Populus trichocarpa (black cottonwood) is the source of this 894-nucleotide messenger RNA. Its product is annotated as stress response protein NST1. The transcript is spliced from 3 exons. The record is from RefSeq and is a predicted model, not a curated record. NCBI's taxonomy places the organism in Eukaryota, Viridiplantae, Streptophyta, Magnoliopsida, Malpighiales, Salicaceae. Bases 119 to 712 code for a protein of 197 amino acids. Gene Ontology annotation, cellular component: nucleus.